This is a messenger RNA of Truncatella angustata, 772 nucleotides long. RefSeq lists its product as uncharacterized. The record is from RefSeq and is a predicted model, not a curated record. The coding region runs from base 131 to 715 and encodes 194 amino acids. NCBI's taxonomy places the organism in Eukaryota, Fungi, Ascomycota, Sordariomycetes, Amphisphaeriales, Sporocadaceae. The transcript has a single exon.
UUUUUUUUUGGUAGAAGGCGGUUUUCUGGGGGACAAGACGUCUUUGGAGAACGUGAUCCAUACCAUAACUAACAUCAAGUUUCCCGCACUUCAGGGCGAUCCAAUUGAUUACUUUCCUGUGCUCGAACGAAUGCACUGGUCCAGUGGCCGCCAGACCACGAAGGCUGAGGACGCAGUAUAUUGCCUACUUGGCAUAUUCAACGUUAACAUUCCACUAAUCUAUGGAGAGGGCAAGACAAACGCAAUGAAUCGACUGCUGAAAGCGAUCGAAGAGCGCACAGGUGUCCCAUACGAAAUCCAAGUGCGUCCUCCACAACGGGGAUAUGACAGAAGCGUCGAAAGCUUUGAACUCAAGAGGCCAACCGGGACUAGUCCUGUGGCUACUCCCAUGGGAGAUUCUGCUUUGCUCUCCUACCCCCAAUACCAGGUUGAAGGAGAUGAUCAGCAAGAACGACACGGUUUUAGCCAAGCCCGCAGCUUACAAGACGGUUGCAUAGUUGAGCUAGGCCUAGAAAUAGAACCAGAAAGAAGCGGAGGGAGUCCAGUUGGACAUUCGACGACGUACAACCGUGACAAUGAUGAGUCCGAAGAAGUUCUUCCUCUAUCGAGAGUGUUCAAAAAGGUUCUUUACUGCCAUCAGUGUGGAUGCGGCACGACAUUCGCCGGUCUUACUGAUGGCGCUGGUAAAUGUUCCCGUUGUGGCAGUUCAAGAUGAGGCAUUUGCGAAGAAAUCGACUAGAUGGUACGCGGUGUGCGUAAUGAAGAGCCCGGC